AUGGGAUGUGUGAUUGGUCGACAAGCGGUAACAUCUGAGAAGAAGAAGAGUUCAGGUGGCGAAAGUAACAGAAAGGUUGAUGAUGGUUGUGAGACGGAGAAGAUUGGUGGUGGUGAUAGGGUUCAUUCGUUUCGAGGUGAAAGUAGAAGAUCGGAGGCGAAUCCGAGGUUAAGUAAUCCGCCGAAGCAUUUACUUGGGGAACAGGUUGCUGCUGGAUGGCCGCCUUGGCUUACUGCUGUCUGUGGGGAAGCUCUUAGUGGAUGGAUUCCGCGAAAGGCGGAUACCUUUGAGAAAAUUGAUAAGAUUGGGCAAGGAACUUAUAGUAAUGUGUACAAAGCUAAAGACUCAUUGACUGGUAAAAUUGUUGCUCUCAAGAAGGUUCGUUUUGACAAUUUGGAACCGGAGAGCGUUAAGUUCAUGGCUAGAGAGAUUCUUAUUCUGCGAAGGUUGGAUCAUCCAAAUGUUAUUAAACUGCACGGUUUAGUUACAUCAAGGAUGACUUGUAGCUUGUAUUUGGUGUUUGAUUACAUGGAGCAUGAUUUAGCUGGACUUGCUGCAAGCCCGGAAAUCAGGUUUACAGAGCCUCAGAUAAAGUGUUACAUGAAUCAGCUGCUAUUGGGACUUGAGCAUUGUCAUAACCGACAUGUACUUCACCGUGAUAUUAAAGGAUCAAAUCUUCUUGUUGAUAAUGAAGGAAUACUAAAGAUUGCCGACUUUGGGUUGGCAUCCUUUUUUGAUCCAAACCAUAGGCAUCCCAUGACCAGUCGUGUAGUUACACUUUGGUAUCGGCCUCCAGAGUUGCUUCUUGGUGCUACGAGUUAUGGUGUGGGCAUAGACCUUUGGAGUGCUGGAUGCAUUUUAGGAGAGUUAUUGGCUGGGAAACCAAUUAUGCCCGGCCGUACAGAGGUGGAGCAACUGCAUAAGAUAUACAAACUAUGUGGUUCACCUUCUGAUGAAUACUGGAAGAGCUCAAAGUUGCCCAAUGCUACCUUGUUUAAACCUCGGGAGCCUUACAAGAGACGCGUAAGAGAGACAUUCAAAGGUUUUCCACCGUCUGCUCUACCCCUUAUUGAUAAUCUUCUUGCAAUCAAUCCCGUAGAACGGAAAACCGCCUCAGAUGCUUUAAGAAGUGAGUUCUUUAUGACAGAACCUUAUGCUUGUCAUCCUUCUAGUCUUCCAAAAUACCCCCCAAGCAAAGAAAUGGAUGCAAAAAGACGGGAUGAUGAAAUGAGGAGACAAAGGGCAUUAAACAAAACUCGGGUUGAUGGUUCAAAGAAGCAUCGUACUCGUGAUCAUGCUCUGAAAGCUUUUCCUGCUCCCGAAGCCAAUGCCGAGCUUCAAUCCAAUAUUGAUAGAAGACGUCUAAUCACUCACGCAAACGCCAAGAGCAAGAGUGAAAAAUUUCCUCCACCACAUCAAGAUGCACAACUUGGUGUUCCUUUGGGAUCUUCACAUCGUAUUGAUCCAGACACUAUUCCCGCAGAUGUAUCUUUCAUUUCAACCACAUAUACUUAUUCAAAGGAACCAUUCCAAGCUUGGUCGGGUCCAAUUGGUAAUGCUGCUGAUAUUGGAUUGCCAAUGCGAAAGAAACACAUUGCAGGAGAUGUAUUCGAUUUAUCAAAAUCACCAAAAGAUGCCCACAAGGACAAGUUUAAAGGAAAGAGAAUUAUAGCUUAG
Molecule: messenger RNA, 1677 nt
Organism: Lathyrus sativus (Indian pea)
Lineage: Eukaryota; Viridiplantae; Streptophyta; Magnoliopsida; Fabales; Fabaceae
Source: the annotation of a GenBank genome assembly